Maylandia zebra (zebra mbuna) is the source of this 3498-nucleotide messenger RNA. RefSeq names its product mitogen-activated protein kinase kinase 2a (gene map2k2a). The record is from RefSeq and is a predicted model, not a curated record. Gene Ontology annotation, biological process: protein phosphorylation. Lineage: Eukaryota; Metazoa; Chordata; Actinopteri; Cichliformes; Cichlidae. Gene Ontology annotation, molecular function: ATP binding; protein kinase activity.
GCGCUAUUUAUCACGGGCUCUCCCUGUUGGUGUCAGGUCUGAUGCUGCAGGCAGCUGCUUGCUUCCUGUAUUAGCCACAGUCCUUUUCGCUGCUUGAUAACCCCACACCCCGGACUGUAUCGCGGACGGAUUUACUUUUCGUACCCCGCCCUCUCGCUUAGGGAAACAAGCCGAGUCGGUGUCCCGGUGUAGCUGCCGGUAAAAGCGUGGCAGGCGGCCCCGUGUGCUGUGAGAGGCGGCUGCAGGUUCGGACUGAGAGGCGCAAGGCACGAGUUUGCAGGAGGUAGCGCUAGUUAGCAGGAGCAGCUAGGUGGCUAAUGGCUAGCAGCAGCAGGUAGAAAACCAAGAAGAAGCUGAGUGACAGAAAUGUCUAAACCUCGAAUUCUAUAAGUCAGUUAAACCGAAGAAGCUGUCUGACUUUUAAAGAGCACAUCGUGGUGAUAGGUUUUACCAGAUUAACUAAGUGACAUGCUUCCGAAAGUGCACUAACUUAGCCUAACGUUAGCUAGCCAAGUUAUACUAGAGCUGAUCCUGUUGCUUUUUAAUACUGACUUUCACACGAGGGAAAGGUUAGGCUAGCAGCAGCCCACUUCACUGCAGUUUUGUGCUUCUUUUUUAAUUUUUUGCCUUUUUCGUUAAUUUUAUUUUUAAAUUUUGGACAAAGUCGAUUCGGGUUGUUAUUGAAAUGGGCCCCAAAAGAAAACCCGGUCCCCUUAAUAUUACGCCCAUUGGAGAGGGACAGGCCACCUCCAACACCAUUGAUGCUGCAUCUGAAGCCAACCUCGAGGCCUUACAGAAGAAGCUGGGGGAGCUGGACCUGGAUGAACAGCAGAGGAAACGGCUGGAAGCCUUUCUCACCCAGAAAGCCCAGGUUGGGGAGCUGAAGGAUGAAGAUUUCGAACCCAUAUGUGAGCUGGGUGCAGGAAACGGAGGGGUGGUCAACAAAGUCCGCCACAAACCCUCGGGCUUGGUCAUGGCUCGGAAGUUGAUCCACCUGGAAAUCAAACCUGCCAUCAGAAACCAGAUUAUCAGAGAGCUGCAGGUCCUGCAUGAAUGCAACUCACCCUAUAUUGUGGGCUUCUAUGGCGCCUUCUACAGUGAUGGAGAGAUCAGCAUCUGUAUGGAGCACAUGGAUGGCGGAUCCUUGGACCAGGUUCUUAAAGAAGCCAGAAGAAUCCCAGAAGAAAUCCUUGGAAAAGUUAGCAUAGCUGUGUUGAGGGGAUUGGCAUAUCUGCGAGAGAAGCACCAGAUCAUGCACAGAGACGUCAAGCCCUCCAACAUACUGGUCAACUCUCGUGGGGAGAUCAAGCUGUGCGACUUCGGUGUUAGCGGCCAGCUCAUAGAUUCCAUGGCCAACUCCUUUGUUGGAACGCGCUCCUACAUGUCGCCGGAGAGACUGCAGGGCACUCAUUACUCGGUUCAGUCUGACGUGUGGAGCAUGGGUCUGUCUCUGGUAGAGCUGGCGAUUGGCCGCUACCCCAUCCCCCCACCAGACACCAGAGAACUGGAGGCCAUCUUUGGACGGGCCGUUGUGGAUGGGGCUGAGGGAGAGCCUCACGUCAACAUGCAGAGGCCUAGACCACCCGGAAGGCCUAUAAGUGGAUCUGGGAUGGACAGCAGACCUGCCAUGGCCAUCUUUGAACUUUUGGACUACAUUGUCAAUGAGCCACCCCCCAAACUGCCGCUUGGUGUCUUCACCAGUGACUUCCAGGACUUUGUGACAAAAUGUUUGAUUAAAAACCCAGCCGAGAGAGCGGAUCUGAAGAUGCUCAUGAGUCACACAUUCAUCAAGCGAUCAGAAGUGGAGGAAGUGGACUUUGCCGGCUGGUUGUGCAAAACCAUGGGCCUCAACCAGCCCAGCACUCCCACCCGCGGCGCCGAGUGACCGGGCUCCCACGCUGCCCUGCCACGUCUCGGGACCUCUGUGCGUACACGUGCAUAUCCUGUACGUGUACACACAGAAGCUCUCACAAAUAUUGGCACUUUUUUCUUGUUGCUAUAGCUUCAUACAGUUUUUGUUCCCCCUCCCCAGUUAUUUCUUCACCAGCAGCAGGGCCCAUUGAGUCAUUGUACUGUAAGACCACAGCUUCACCUUGACAGUGUCGAGAGCAGCCACAGCUCAUUUUUCCACACUGCUACAGAGGAUGUAAAGCACUGAAGGGCUGCCAGUGUGUCAGCUAAAUUUGCUUUGACAAACUUAUUUUGUAUUGUCAGAUAUUCUGUAUUAACCUUUUCUAUGGCAAUGGGUGAUGGCACAUGGGACUGUAUUUUAUUAAAUAACCUGCUGUAGAGAUUUGGUGGAAAUCGUAGGGAAAUCAAAGCAUAUUAUCUACUUGCAAACUCGCGAUUGCUUUUAUUGAAGGUAAAUGCAGCUACUUUAAUUAGAAUCAUAAAUGCUAAAAGGUUCUGUUGCAAUUACCUGCAAUAUAAUAAUCGAGUUUGAGAGUAGAAUCCAGGGCAAAUGAGCGUGUAAGGAGUCAUUUUCACUUUUUUGGCAAAUGAACAAUGUCACAAACCAAAGAGGGUACUCACAACUACUACUUUUUUUUUCUUUAUGGCUGAUCUUUUUCUUGUGUGCAGAUUCAUGAACAGUAUGAAACUGUAAUUUGAAUGUUCUCAUUUUCUUAGUCAGUGAUCUAAGUGUUGAUUGACAUCAUUUCUUCAGCAUUUAUUUCAAUUUGCAUCCCACACUCGGUCUCACAUGGGAGGACACACAUGCCGUUAUAUGCCAAAAUGUGUUUGACAUUGAGGAAACAAAAAUGUAUUCAUGGGACAAUAUAGCAUGGUUUAUUAUCUUCUAAUACUGUUUGUGUAUUUGGUUUCCCAACUCAUGAUGGGGAUGAUUAGGUGGUGUUUUUAUCAGAAUCCUGAAUCUGCAAUGUUUAAGAGAUUUCAAUCAUGUUGGCUUUAUUUGACAUUUUCUUUCUAUGUUGUCUGUCUGUACUUUCCCCCUGAGGUGUAUAUAUUUUCACCGUACCGCUACAUGUGGCGCUCUGAGCUUUCUCCUUGGAUGCAGCCAACCCGGAGGCUCGCUCUUGAAAGAUUUCGGUUGAAUUAUUGCUAAAAUGCUUUUCCUUGUGAUUAAACCCAGUUAAUUUUGUUAAAAGUACAACCUGACUUCAAGUGGGACAUCAGACUUCUCAAGUCGUACAAAGGGUCUGACCGAGCAUUGUAACCCAGGUCAGUAUUGGUGGUGGUUUUACUUACUAUCCUGCUGUCUUGCUAGAGCUCUUGUAUCCUCUGCUUAUGGCUGCCCUUUCUUAUCCCCUCCCCCACCCCCCAAAAAAAUGUGCAUUUGUAAAGAGCAAAAUGGAUGCAUUGUCACCUGUAUGUGUACAAAGCUAUAUACAAAAAUUACAGUACUAUUUUGCAGUCUUAAUACACAAAUCCUUGAUUUAUGUAAAUGACAAGAGUCAUUUUAUUAUAAUAUAAAAUGUGUUGGGUAUGGAUAUAAUGUAUUAAAAAAAAAGUUUAAAAUAAAACCUAUUUGUGAAUGUA